Molecule: messenger RNA, 1010 nt
Organism: Impatiens glandulifera
Lineage: Eukaryota; Viridiplantae; Streptophyta; Magnoliopsida; Ericales; Balsaminaceae
Product: DNA-binding protein HEXBP-like
Exons: 6
Coding region: 34-843 (269 amino acids)
Molecular function (GO): zinc ion binding; nucleic acid binding
Source: RefSeq, a predicted model, not a curated record
ACCCUAAACCUAAGAAACCUGCUAGAGAGAGAGAUGGUGAGCAAGAGGCAGGUAUUAGCUCGUAGAGCUUACAAACAACAACACCCUGAACUAUUCCCAAAGCCGGAGCCGCCGGUUGGUCCGACCAAGAAGCAGAUUAAAAAGGAAAAGAGGAAAUCCAAGGAAAAGAGUAAAUCCAAGCGUCGCGAUUUAGAUGCCAAAUCAAAGCCGAAUAGAGGCCCACGCGUUCUCAGGGUUCCUGGAAUGAAACCUGGCGAGUCUUGCUUCAUCUGUAAAGCUUUUGACCAUAUUGCCAAACUCUGCCCUAGAAAAGAAGAAUGGGAAAAGCACAAGAUUUGCUUGCUUUGCCGGAGACAUGGUCACAGUUUGAAAAACUGUCCCAACAAAACCAAUGAGACUAAUGUUGGGAAAUUGUGUUAUAACUGUGGAGAAACUGGGCAUUCUCUUGAUAUAUGUCCCUUGCCGCGUCAAGAUGGUGGCGUGACAUUUGCGAGUUGCUUUAUAUGUAAAGAACAGGGACACUUGAGUAAGGAUUGCCCCAAAAAUACUCACGGAAUCUAUCCCAAGGGUGGUUCUUGUAAAAUAUGUGGAGGUGUUACACAUUUAGCCAGAGAUUGUCCUGAUAUAGGACUUAGAAACAUGGCUGCUGGAUAUGGAAGAGCAUACCCAGAUGGAGAAAUGCGUCGGCCCAAGGUUACUAAGUUUGCAAGUGGUGAUGAUCUUGAAGACGACUUUACACCUGCUGGAAAAGGAAAGGUUGACGAAUCAAUGGGUGGAGAAGAUGACAAUAUCCAUAUUAAAGAAAAGAAGGAAAAGGGACCCAAAAUAGUGAACUUUGUUUGAUGAAUAAACUCUGUUUUAGGAGAUGUCAUUUUUUGUAACUUUUAUUUUUGUCUUGUAGACCCUCUUUACUCAUUAUUUAUUUUAUAAUAUGAACAGUUUUGAGAGAUUUGAACAAAAUUUUAAGAUUUCAAAGUUUUGAAUUAACCAUGAAGUUUUACUAGUGUGUA